Cuscuta campestris is the source of this 2652-nucleotide messenger RNA. NCBI's taxonomy places the organism in Eukaryota, Viridiplantae, Streptophyta, Magnoliopsida, Solanales, Convolvulaceae. The record is from the annotation of a GenBank genome assembly.
UUCCCACAUUGGGAUAUAUGGUAUAGGUAGAAACUUAUACAGCCCAACAUACUUUGUCCUUCAACCCCCAAAGAGAGAGCAACGAUCCCAUGAUUUCACGAUUCCGGCCUCACGACGCACAGUUCGACGUCCUCUUUCUACGUUUGGUGUUCUUGUCCUGUAUCCACACAUCCUUCAGGGAAUGAAGACCGUUUCUCGUAAUAAUAAGGUAAAGAAGAAGAGGGUUUCUGAUUCAUCCCCAAUAGACUUGCAUAAGAAAACCCCCAUUUCUUUGAAGCCCAAAGAGAAAAUCACAAAAAAGUCACUGUCUAAGAAGCCUGCACUGGUACAAGAAGGCGAGGCCAGUUCACAAGUCAACGACAAAAAGGAAGGGGUGACGAAUGGGAUCAAAGUUAUCAAACAUGCUAGUCUUCAAAUGGCUGGUAAGCCUAAUGAGCAGCAUGUAGAUGAAAAACCUGAAGAGUUGGAGAAAAGUGGCCCACUGUCCACUGAGAAGAAGACCACAUAUGAUGAAAAGAGUAUGAAGUUGAAGAAAAGUGGCCUACAGUCCACUGAGAAGAAGACCAGCAUUGAUGAAAAGAGUAAGACGCUGAAUAAAAGGGACCAACUGUCACCUUCCAACCAUAUUGUUGUAGAGGAGUGGUUCAUAGAUCGAGAUACGACUAGUGGUGGUAGUCAAAGACCUAACAAGUGUCAAAACACUCAACUUGGUGACAAGUCUACUGAUGAAAAGUGUAAAGAGGUUAAGAAAGAGGACGUACAGUUCACUGAGAAGAAGAAAAGGACAGAUGGAGAGAGUACAAACCAGAAGAAAAGGAACCGACAGUCACCUAAGAACCAUGGUGGAACAACGCAAGUUAAAGACAAAAAAGAUAGUGUAGAGUGGUGGAUCAAAGAUGGAGAUCAGACCAGUGAUGGAAGUCAAAGGCCUAAAAAGGAACCGAACACUCAACACAGGAGCAAGUCUGAGCAGCAUACAAAUGCAAAGAGUAAGGAGUUGAAGAAAAAGGGCAAACCCCUUGAGAGCAGGCGCUGUGGAGGAAUGAUUUUUAUGUGUAACACAAAAACUAAACCUGAUUGUUUCCGCUAUCAUGUAAUGGGUGUUUCAAGGAACAAACAAGAUGUUGUGAUGCACAUCAAACCUGGUCUCAAGCUAUUCCUUUAUGAUUUUGACGUUAAGCUAUUGUAUGGAGUAUAUGAAGCAACAUCUGCGGGUGGCGUUAAACUUGAACCAGAAGCCUUUGGUGGAGCUUUUCCCGCACAGGUCAGAUUCGUAAUUAAGGAGGACUGCCUUCCAUUGCCUGAAAAUGUGUUUAAAAAGGCAAUCAAGGAGAAUUACGAUGAGAGGACACACAAGUUCAAGACUGAGUUGUCAGUUUCACAAGUAAAGCAGUUGAUUGAACUGUUUAGGCCUAUGCCGUGGCUGCAUCCAACAUCAAAAGCAUCUUUUCCCGAAUCCGUUCAAGAGCCUGCUUCUGAGAGAUCACACUUUAAUAAUCACAGAAGCACACAGAAUGAUGUGCCUCAUGAUUCCCCCCUUUUUCUAACUGAAAAAGAAUACAGAAGCUAUGGUCUUCGGCAGGGGAGACAGCAUGUGCUGAGUGACUCUCCUGCCCAUGCUAAUCACAUUUCAGAUCAUUAUAGACCUGCUGCAUGUAUAACAGAGAAGGAAACUACUGGUUUCCACCAUCCAUAUUUCUCUGCACGUGUUGACCGGGCUUUGAACCAAUUUCUGCUUGAACAAGAAAGGGACCAAUCACAGAAGGAAACCAGUUUCCCAGAAACAUAUUUUCCUGGGGAAAAAGAGUACCGAAAUUAUGGGCUUAAGGGUUAUCAGGAAAUCACAGCUAAUGUGCAGCAUCCUUCUGUGGGAGCGAAUGAUUCUGCAAUGACUUCCAUGGUCAACCAUGGUGCAAAAGACUAUGUGGCGUUAUACAGAUCUAAUCCCUACAAUGAUAGCAGCACAACAUCACUCGUUAAUAGGUAUCUAUCUUUGCCAAGGACACAGCCAGAUCCCAUUGAACCUUACUCUCUCACCGGUAGAGACCCUUAUAUAUCUGAGGCUAACUACUCAGGUAGAGUAAUGGAGAGAGAGAAUCUACCCUCACCAUAUACUAACUAUCUACGAGGGGCGGGAGGGAAUCUAGAUGGAGUGAAUGGGGAAAGAGGGAAUCCACGCUCUCCGUAUGGUCAAACAUACCACCAAUAUCUGUCUUCCUCUCCAAGGUCAUUGCGCUAUCCCCACGAAGCUGGACCUUCUUCUCGAUCACACUACUGAACCUUGGUUGAUGCAUCUCUUGUGUAUCAUUGUUUUUGUUAGUUGUUACUAUACACCAUUGCUAAGAUUUAAUUUGCAAGAGCUUUAUUGACGGCAUUUCUCCGAGUUGCAAGACCAACCUGAAUCUCAUAGGCAAGUGAUAACAGUUAUUGUUGUGAAGCAAGGACAGUUUGUAUGAGGUGAAGUGGUUAAGGGGUUCCUGGUUUACUGUAAAAUAAGUGACUAUUUGAAGACAGAUGUCUUUGUAACUGUCUUUAAACCUGUAACUUGUUACGUACCUCCAUGUAUGUUUCUAGACUAUGUCUUCGACCUUUUUUUUGAAGAUUAUGAUACUUUAAAAUGGUGAUAAUGGCCAAGGGUAUCGACUUUUUUGG